GCGGUAGCGUCACACGUCGCCGCGGCGCACGAGACCGCGCGGACGAUGUGAACUACGCGGGUUUGACGUUACAGGCUUCCUGUUAUCCUUCACGAAACCCAGUUCUCUUUCAACGAAACAUUUCCGUUUGUUCCCCUUCGCCUUGAUGUUUUCAGUUAGUUCUCGACUCUUUUCUCACGGCGUUCUCUGUAAGUGAAGUGUAACAUGUCGUAAAGAGAGGAGAGCCGUCGCACUUGUUUCCUGGGACGAAAUAUGAGCGAAGGGAGUGAGGAUUCAUCUGAGGAAGUGUCGCCGGCUGAGGAGCGGGUCAAGCCUUCAAAGAGAGUCGUCACCAUCCUGCUGCCCACCGAGGAGCUGGUGGCCGCCAGCCCCAAGCAGAUGAACUGGCGCGGGAUCCUGAUCGCGCUGCUCGUCAUCGUCGCCGUGCUGGGCCUCAUCGUGUUCUCCAUCGUGCUGCUGUCGCCGCCCGACGAGGGCCCGCGCGUCAAGGGCCGCAAGUUCUCCCUGCAGGACGUGCUGGGCCCGCUCUUCCGCGCGCCGCCCUUCAACGGCACCUGGGUCUCAGGCUCGGAGCUGGUGUUCCGCGACGCCCACGGCGGGGUCUCGCUGCUGAGCGCGGAGAACCUCACCACCAGGGUGCUGGUGAGCAACGCUACCUUGAGACAACUCAACGCUGUCGACUUCAAGAUAUCGAGUGAUCUCAAGUUCGCGCUGCUCAUAUCCGACGUACAAAAGGUGCACAAGUACUCCUUCCUGGCGCGGUACAGCCUGUACGAGAUGGAGACGAGGAACAGGUACCCGCUGGGCGACGCCCGCGCGGAUCCCGCGCCCUUGCUGCAGCUCGCCGUCUGGGCGCCGCGAGGGGACGCCCUGGCCUUCGUGCGCGACAACGACCUGUACUACCGGCCGCGCGCCAAGGCAGCCGCCCGCCGCCUCACCGCGUCGGGGGCCCCCGGCCGCGUCUUCAACGGCGUCCCCGACUGGCUGUACGAGGUGGAGGUCCUGAAGACCGCCGGCGCCACGUGGUUCUCGCCCGACGGCCGCUACCUGCUGUACGCCUCCUUCAACGACUCGCUGGUCGGCGAGGUGAAGUACCCGAGCUACGGCGGCGCCGAGACGCGGCCGAGGUACCCCAAGAUGCGCUCGCUCAGGUACCCCAAGACGGGCACGACCAACCCGGCGGUGACCUUGAGGGUGGUCGACCUCAGCCUGCCCGAGGACUCGGAGCACGCGGACUUGAAGCCGCCCGCCAGCAUCGGGCACACCCUGGACCACUACUUCACGACGGUGAAGUGGGUGAGCGCGCACCGCGCCGCCGUGGUGUGGAUGAACCGCCGCCAGAACCUCUCCGUCAUAUCCGUGUGCGGCGAGCCCCUGUGGGCCUGCGAGGAGACGCACGCGGAGCGCUGGGGCGAGGCGGGCUGGGCCGACGCCGGCGUCGGGGCGCCGCUCUUCUCGGCGGACGGGCGCGCCUACGUGGCGCUGCUGCCCGUGCUUGACGCCGACAACGGCCGCUUCUCGCACGCCUGCCUCGUGGACGUGGCGUCGCGCCAAGCGACGGCUCUCACGCACGGCGCCUACCAGCUGACGAGGCUGGUCGCCUGGGACGAGGAGCGCGACAAGCUGUACUUCUUGGCGGCACCAGAGCGCCUGCCUGGGCAGAGGCACCUCUACCGGUUAGGUGACCUCAACUCCACGGACCAAACCCCCGAGUGCCUCACGUGCCCUGUGCCACAAGCCCCUGCGACACCAGGCAGCCCGCCACGCAGCAACGAGACCGGGGAGGCGUGGCCGGGGGCGUGGCCGGGGGCGGGGCCUGAGGCGGGGUCGCGACCCGCCUGCCUCUACAGCGACGUCCACGUCAGCCCGGGCCCGUCGCCCAGGUACCUGGUGCUGGAGUGCCUGGGCCCGGACACGCCCACCGCCGAGCUGUUGGACCUGGUCACGGGCGCCCGCCUGGCCGUGCUGGACCGGCGCGACCAGCUGCGCCACCGCUACCUCGCCAUGGCGCUGCCCCAGGUGAAGACCUUCCAGGUGGAGGUUUCGGGAGGCCACCAGGCGCAGGUGCGGCUGCUGCUGCCCCCGGGGCUGCGGGAGCACGAGCAGAUGUCCUUCCCGCUGCUGCUUCACGCGUGCGCGGCACCAGGCUCGCAGCUCGUGUCGGAGCGCUGGGCCGUGCACUGGGGCACCUACCUGGCCAGUGCACGCAACUUCAUCGUGGCGCAGGUGGACGGUCGAGGCUCCGGCUUCCAGGGCGAGCGCCUGAUGCACCAGCUUCGCCACCGCCUCGGCAGCGUCGAGGUGGACGACCAGGUCGCUGUCAUCAGGUACCUGCGCGACAACUUGGACUUCGUGGACAAGCAGAAGAUAGCCGUGUGGGGCUGGGGCUACGGUGGCUUCACCACCACCAUGAUCCUGGCCGAGGACCAGGAGGUCUUCAAGUGUGGUAUCGCAGUGGCGCCCAUCACCAACUGGUUGCACUAUGACUCGGCGUACACGGAGCGCUACAUGGGACUGCCGAACUCGACGGACAACUACCUGGGCUACGAGCGGGCGGACGCGACGCGGCGCGCGGCGUCCCUGCGCGGGCGGCGGCUGCUGCUGGCGCACGGCACGGCGGACGACCAGGUGCCGCUGCAGCAGGGCAUGCUGCUGGCGCGCGCGCUGGCCGAGCAGGGCGCGCUCUUCCGCCAGCUGACGUAUCCGGAUGAAGGCCACACGUUUUCUGGGGUGCAGAACCACCUGUACAAGGCGAUGGAAGCGUUCCUGGACGACUGCUUCGGUCCGCUCGACUUCGAGGAGUGGGAGGUCGGCACGAGCUUCUUCAGCUUCAAGCAGUAGCCGCCGUGACUUCCGACAACAACUCACGUUGUGCGUGCCUGGCUUUGUGUCCGACCAAGACGGUCGGGAGCUGAACAAACCAAGCUAAAAGAAAAAGAAUUCCACCCUUUACACCUGACACCAAUUUUUGAUUGCAUGUAAUUUGCGAUAAGGUCUUCAUAUUUGCAGUUAUGAUUGUUUUAAGUCUGAGAAAAAUAUUUUGGUGUUGUCUGGCUUAAGGUUCAGUUUCACAGAGUUUCACCGUGGCAGUGCAUUCCGAAAUGUCUGGAUCGUUCUUGACGAAAGUAGAAACACUGGCACCCAGACAGUGAGCACUGAUAGCAGUUAUUUUCGGACUAUAAUGAACUGCAGGAUUUCGAGGAUCAGCAAGACAGAAGACAGUUAGCAACCAAAUAAAAAAGAAGAGGAUAACACAAGAGAAACCUACAAAUAACCACUGAAUCACCUCAAACAGGAGCGGCUCCAGAGGGCAACUCAGGCAACCAUGACUAUUGAGGCCCUGCACCGGUGCUUUCAAUUUGUAUUUAUUUUUGUUUGUCUAGUGUCCUGAUAGAUGUGGUCAUUACUGAGAAAAGGAAAAUUUAAUUUUUAUUAUCUUGUAACUUUAUGCACUGGUCACUACCUAUUUCAAUUCAUGAUUUUGUAUUAUAAAAAACUUUCAGAAAUUUUAAUGGCACGUAUAAUGGUGUGAUUAUACAGGAAAUUUGAUCUUAAAUCAUUUAUAAAACCGAUCUAAGGAUAAUUUGUUAGGAAAGAAAUUACCAAAAUUAGCAUAAAUUAGCAAAAACCCGUAGUCAAAAUUUAAUUUCCAAGUUGGGUUAAAAUUUUUGAAGGAGUAAAUUUUUUUUCAAAUUUUUGGGGGAGGGCCACCAAAAAAGUUAAUAGACCAGGGCCUUAAAAAUUCUAGGGCCACUAUAGACCUCAAAUAUCCUUGCCGGUGAUAUGAACCUUUUAACUGAGAUGCCACCUAUUUAAUAUUGUCUAAUCUAACAAACAUCCAGACAAGAAACUGCCACUACAUAUUUGUGAGGAGUUAUAAAAUUUUUGCUAUAUACUAUAAAGGUAUUGCGGUAGUCUUACAAUGACAUUUUACAAGAGCAAUGUUGGUUUUAUACCUUUUCCCCAAAUAUAAAACAAGUUUUCCAAACAAGACUAAAAUGGUUAUUAUACUCGACUGUAAACAGUCACACCAACUUUUACCAAGGGAUUUUAAAACAUGUUCAAAGUAGUUGUUGAAGCAAGUAAUUCUCAGCCAAGGACCAAAUUUUUAACAUGCCAAAUUAAAAUGUGAUGAUCGAUUUGCCUAAAGUUGACGUGACUUUCAACACACAACUGUUACACCUUUGAUGUUAAAUUAAGCCAACCGUGAUUUAAGGAAAGCACCAUGAUACUGAGCCUUAAAUUAGAAUUUUCAUUAUAUGGUUGAUAAAGUUGCUUAUAAAUGUUGCAUAUUUUGUACAGACUGGAACAACGUUGAUUUUAGCAGAAUAUAGUUUAUAGAAUGUAAAUGUUUGAUGAUGGAAAUGUUUAGUUUGUUAUUAAAAAUACAAAACUCAUGAAGUGUCUGCCAGAGUUGUCAAACGAAGAAGAGAUUAUAACAUAGGUGUCACCUGUAUUCACUUAAAAUGUAAAACAACAUGGCAAAGGCUUUUGUGGUUACAAUGUGUCCAAACUUUAAAGAAAUCAUUAUAAAGCUUUCUAUAUUUGUGUAUAAGCGUUGAAUUUUGUAAUAAAUAAUUUUACGAAAUUGAACUUGGCAAUAAGUUCCGAGUGUACGCAGAGCCUACUGGCAUUAAUGAACAUCUUGUUGAUUUUCAAUGAGCUCCUUAAGUGUUCAAUUAGAACAUCGAUAUAAUAUGGAACACUAAAAACCUCCAACAAGUUUUUAAAUAUGAUGCAAGUUAUUUCUUAUGUUUCAAAAAAAUGCUUAAGGUAUUUCAAUCAUAAAUUAAUGAUGGAAGAAAAAGUAAGUAAAAUUUGUUAGUACGCUUGACAAAAAAAACCUAAAAAAAAAAAAA
Messenger RNA from Bacillus rossius redtenbacheri, 4859 nucleotides. RefSeq names its product inactive dipeptidyl peptidase 10-like. Gene Ontology annotation, biological process: proteolysis. NCBI's taxonomy places the organism in Eukaryota, Metazoa, Arthropoda, Insecta, Phasmatodea, Bacillidae. Bases 253 to 2841 code for a protein of 862 amino acids. The transcript has 17 exons. Gene Ontology annotation, molecular function: serine-type peptidase activity. The record is from RefSeq and is a predicted model, not a curated record. Gene Ontology annotation, cellular component: plasma membrane.